AUGGUUCUUUUUAUUUCAUUCUUAAUUGGGAUACAGAUAGUUCAUACGUUGGCUGCCUCGACAGCUCCUUCCUUUGUUUACCCAUCAUGCAAUUCUUUGGUGGUAAAGGCUGCUGCAGAAGCAGCCCUUAACAAAAUCAAUUCAAAUCGGAAACAAGGCUACUUUCUUGGCCUCCAGCGUAUUUUUGAUGUCCAUGAACUACCCCAGAAAAAUGGCGAUUCUCUUUUCUACCUCAUCUUGGAUGUGUUAGAAACCGAAUGCCACAUCCAGAGCGGGAAAAAGUGGAAAGAAUGCAAGUUUAGAAGUGAACAGGGAACAUUCUAUGGCCAAUGCAAAGCAGUAAUUCAGUACAAUGGGAAGUCAAAGAGUUCAUUCGUGUACAGACAUAGCUGCAGUUUACGCUCUUUUUCUGGUUCUGUUAUUACGCGUCUUUGCUCCGACUGUCCACGGCAUGGAAAUCCUUCUGAAGACAGUUUUCAGGAGAUCGCAAAAGAGACCCUGGCCAAAUUCAAUGCUGAAAAUAACCACUAUCAUUAUUUUGGCCUUGUCAGUGUCACCAAAGCAAAGUUUCAGUGGGUUGUUGGUCCUUCCUACUAUGUGGAAUAUACCAUCCAGGAGACGUCCUGUCGCAAAAGUCCACCUGUGUCUGACAUCACUCAAUGCCCUCUCCUCCCAACUGAAACUGCAGAGAGAGGCCUAUGCAAAGGCUCUGUGAUAAACAAAGGGAUGAAAUUUCAGGAAACUGUCAAAGUAAAAUGUGAUUUCUUCUUGCGUCCGAAACGCCAGUCUCCUUACUCUGUCAGGCAAGUCAUGCAAAUUCUUCCUCCCUUCCCCAAAGGGUUUUCAGGAUCAUCUAAAUGCCCAGGAGAUGUUGCAAUAAAUGUCUAUGGCCUUCAACUCCCCUCCCCUCCAAAGACUAAUCCGCUUGAACAAA
Notechis scutatus (mainland tiger snake) is the source of this 934-nucleotide messenger RNA. RefSeq names its product fetuin-B-like. Gene Ontology annotation, molecular function: metalloendopeptidase inhibitor activity; cysteine-type endopeptidase inhibitor activity. Gene Ontology annotation, biological process: binding of sperm to zona pellucida; negative regulation of endopeptidase activity. The record is from RefSeq and is a predicted model, not a curated record. Gene Ontology annotation, cellular component: extracellular region. Lineage: Eukaryota; Metazoa; Chordata; Lepidosauria; Squamata; Elapidae.